Messenger RNA from Stylophora pistillata, 1430 nucleotides. Its product is annotated as riboflavin-binding protein. Gene Ontology annotation, molecular function: signaling receptor activity. Lineage: Eukaryota; Metazoa; Cnidaria; Anthozoa; Scleractinia; Pocilloporidae. The record is from RefSeq and is a predicted model, not a curated record. Gene Ontology annotation, cellular component: external side of plasma membrane.
ACUGCAUUGUGAUUGGUUGCAGAGUAUUCGGAUUUCUACGGAUAUUUCCGAUUUUCGACGGGAAUGUGACGAAGGUUUCUAAACACAACAUGGCGAAAUCACUGCAGCUGUUUUUGUUGAUCACAGGAUUCUUAGUGGGUUUUCUCCUUGCUGAAUGCUUUGCACAGCGCCAGAUAUGCUCUUAUUAUGGUAGUGAAAGGAAACCAAAAGAAGCAUACAGCCUCUCCAAUUGUACCUGGUAUAGGGAGAGUUCCUGCUGCACAAGAACAGAAGUGACGUCGUCAUUUUUAGGAAUGCCUCACUUGGCAACUUCCAGCGACGACUGCCGGAACCGCAUGAAUUACAUGAUGUGUUACUUCUGCAGCCCAGAUCAGUACAAAUGGUUGAAAGAGGGCAAAGUUCACAUCUGUAAAAGUUUCUGUGAUGAUAUCCUAACCCAUUGCAAGGAUGCAAAAUAUGAUGGAACUUCCAUUGGGUCUAUGUAUUCCAGUGGAAAAGAUUUUUGUGAAGCACAAUUUUUCCAAGUGGGAGACAAAGACUGCUUUGAGUUCGAUGAAGAAAUAUUUGCAAAUGGGUCAUUAUAUCCAGCUUUUUCAAAUUUUGCAAUGGUGCUUGUCAUAUUAAAUCUGAUGAAAAACCUUUUGUGGACUUGACAAGCUGUGAACUGUGAUAUUUCGUGUCACACAUAGAUAAUAGUGGGCCAACAUGGAAAUAAAGGGAGAGUGAGACAGAUCAAAAAAACUUAUAAACAGUAGUUAGCCCAAAAUAAUCAAUCCAAGUGCAGCAGUUUGAAUGGAUGCAAAUUCAAUAAUGGUGGAGAUUAAUGACUACUUUAGAUGCAACUCGGCAAGUCUCAGAGUAGUACCCAGUUGACAAUCAACCCUUCCACUCUUAUGAUCUGGUUGUUAAUUCUCCCCUCUCGCUGCUACACAUUUCGUUCUAAAUUAGAAAGGAGAAUUUGGUGUUAGAUCUAGAUAACAACUUCUUCAUGAUAAGUUGAAGUAUUCUCAUUACUUGUCGUAGGGAGAAGUUACUUUGAUCAGGAUCAUUUCCUCACAGUGAUCCUUGUCAUAAAGGGGUCAGACUUCACUUAACACAAGGUGCACUACCCCCACUUUUUUAACAAAGUACUACUGAUUCAUUUUUCAUGAAUUUUGCACAACAAAUCUUUAUAUGAUUUUAAAAUUAUGUACAAGAAUUGAUCUUUGAACUGAAUAUUUCAGACUAUAUUUCUUAGCUUAUUGCUAAAAUGAUGAUUUGUUUUUCUCAUACAAAGAAUUAUAUAAUCUGUUAAGUAUUUAAAUUGGGACUAGCUCUUAUCAAACAUAUAGCAGCCUGCCAGUAUUUUUGAGCUGUCGACAGAGAUUUAUAUUAUGUAACCUUCAAAGUUCUAAAUAUUAUAGUAUAUUAUAUCUAAUAGUUAUUAUUGA